Molecule: messenger RNA, 1444 nt
Organism: Leptopilina boulardi
Lineage: Eukaryota; Metazoa; Arthropoda; Insecta; Hymenoptera; Figitidae
Exons: 4
Coding region: 455-1354 (299 amino acids)
Source: RefSeq, a predicted model, not a curated record
UCCCUGCGAAUUGUCACGAAGGCAAAAGUCUUCACGACAGUUCCGAGGGUAGAUAAAUGGCUCCCAAGAAGGGUUGACGGGUUUUAGUGGGUGUGGUCUGGUAGCACUUCGACAGCUUAUUUUGUUUCCUCUCCUUUUUUUUACCAACCUCACAUAACCUUGACAUGCGGAAGCCAAGAUAUCUGUAUACAGAUUUCCCAAAAGUUCCUAAGCAAAAAAAAAAAAAUCCCCGCGAAUCGUAAUAGUCUGAACUCGGUAGUUUAGCUCAAUUUUCUUUCUUACCGUCUCCAAUUUGUAUUUUACCUAGAAUUUUAGAACGCACGUGGUUUAAUAGAACGAUGUAUAUUAUUGUCAGAUAGCGAUAACAGUUGACAAUUUAUUUUCAAAUAUUGUUUACUAUAUACUAUACAUGUUUUUUUAAAUAUAUAAUAGUGUGUUAUUAUAUUAAAAAAUAAUGCCUGCAGUUUGUUGCAUAAAUGGUUGUGAUUCUGGCCGUCGUACGAAAAUAAAAUCAAAAAUCUGUCCAAGUUUAUUUUCAGCAAAUACGGACGAAAUAUUUCGUAUUUGGUCCGAUGCAAUUGCACCACAUACAACAAAAUUAUAUACAAAAAAUAGAAAAAUAUGCGAAUUACAUUUUCGCGCCGAGGAUGUUGAAAAGGAUUUUGUUACAAAAUUAAAAGAUGGCACAAUUCAUAAAAUACCACGAGGUAGACCAGCUUUAAAAAAAGAUGCUGUGCCUGUGAUUUUUCCAAUUAUUAAAAGUGAACCAAUUAAAAAUGAUUGGGAAGAUUUUUUAUUAAAAUUUAAUGAUAGUGAAAACAAUAUCUACGAUAUAAUUAAAAAUCAUCUCGACAUUAUUCCUUUACCAUCAAAAUUAUGGUCUGUAUUUAAUAAUUGUACAGAAAAUUUUAUUGCUUGGAUUGAAAUUUGUAAUGAUAAAAAAUACAGUAUGAAACGAGUAAUGUUACUACCGGAUCUGAGAAUAAAAAUAACAAUUGGCGAAAUAGAGAUAAAAAUUUUGCCUCAAGUAAUUUCUACCAUUGACGAAAUUCCAAAAUUGAUUAAAUUAACGUCGACAUUAUUACCUUGUUACACUGAAAGCACAGAAAGGUCGAAAAAUUGUAUUGGUUACGUUUCUUCAAAAUUGAAAGGUACUUUUGGUCCUCAAAGUAAAUUUUGCUUGGAGUGUAAAAAAUUUAAGAAAAUACAAUUGAAACAAAAAAAGAGGGAAAUGAUGGAAAAAACAAAAAGAGCACUUUUAAAGAAGAAAAUUAGGGAAAAGAUAAAAAAAAUUCAACGAUGCAAUAAUAAUUUAAAAAAAAAAUUUCUUGUUUCUACAUCAAAAGAAUUUUAGUAUUAUUUUAAUAUAAAAAAAACUGUACAGUAUAAUUUUUACGAGUUAUUUUAAAAAAAGAACUGAAAUAAUAAAUAUUCUGAUAUAAUA